Molecule: messenger RNA, 657 nt
Organism: Parastagonospora nodorum SN15
Lineage: Eukaryota; Fungi; Ascomycota; Dothideomycetes; Pleosporales; Phaeosphaeriaceae
Exons: 3
Coding region: 1-504 (167 amino acids)
Biological process (GO): mitochondrial respiratory chain complex IV assembly
Cellular component (GO): mitochondrion; mitochondrial intermembrane space; respiratory chain complex IV
Source: RefSeq, a predicted model, not a curated record
AUGUUGAAAUCAUUGCCAUCAUCGCAACUUCGCCAUCGACGACCACGAACCACACCACGAGUGUUUCUGCCGCGCGGACAUUGCACUCAAUUCGCCUCACCUGAUUUCCUACCUCGAACAUUGACACAGCAUACCGCGAACAUGGGCUGGUUUUCUUCAAGCCCAAAGGACGAGGGAGGGCCGGCAAAGACAUCUGGCGGCGCAUUCGAACAGCCCAAUCGAUCGAACCGGAAACAGUGCUACGCAGCACGCGACGCCUUUUUCGAGUGCCUCGACAAGAACAACGUCCUUGACAGCAUCAACACAAAAUCAGGCAGAGAGAAGGCACAGACAUUCUGUGGUCAGCUGGAUCAGGAGUUCGAGAAGAACUGUGCACAUAGUUGGGUUGAGUACUUCAAGAAGCAGCGGGUGGUCAACUACCAAAGAGAGCAGACCAUCAAGCGGAUAGAGUCCCAAGGCGGCGAGAUCGUCGCGCCGCAGCUUCCUCUUCCGGGCCAGAAGUAAAUGCGAACUUGAGCGAAUCCAGUAAUGCCCUUUUGACGAAUCCUGUACAUUAUGUAUACUACAGUACAUUAGACUGCAAGCCUGCGACUUGGUGGCAGGCUGCAAACGCGAGAUCAGCGCCUUGCAAACAAAGUUUGGCGCGCAUCCACACCA